AUGCCCAACACAAGUCUGCGGAGGCCCCAAAAAGGCUUUCGUCGGGGCGGCAACACUGCGUAUCAUGGCCACAGGACCCGUACCUUUGCCGCAACUUCAAGAGCAGAAGGAACGUCUGCUGACGAGAAGUGGGAACGUAUCCGACUUGCCCAAACCAUUGACGAAAACUUGGGCUUCACAAGAUAUGAUGGCGGAAAGAGAAGGGAAGGCUGGCUCGUCAAUGUUCAACCAACUUCAAUAGAAGAUGAAAGGAUACCUGGCGGCCGCGCUGCACUCGAUUGCUACUUUAUAGAGCAUGACGGAUCUACGUUCAAGGGCACUGUUGAAUACGAUCCUUAUUUUUUGGUUGCCGUCAAGAAGGGCCACGAGUCUGAAGUUGAGGAAUGGAUCAAACGAGUACCUGGAGAUGGCGUUGUCAAGUCUAUUCGGCGAGUGGAAAAGGACGACUUGAGCAUGCCCAACCACCUGCUUGGUUAUCGACGCACCUUUCUCGAAUUAAGGUUUGCCAAUGUCAACAACCUCAUGGCUGCCAGAAGGGACAUCAUGCCAGUGGCAGAGAAGAACAAGAAGAACAUGAAUGCCAUGGAUGCAUAUGCUGAGGUCGCUACUGCGAGUGUUAACUUUGAUCUUUUUGAUGACGACUUACGAAAUGAUGAACGAGGCAGCGCUUCAUUUACCGAGGCUAGCGAUCAUAUAGUGGACAUGCGAGAAUAUGAUGUGCCAUACCACGUGAGGGUGAUGAUAGAUCUAGACAUUAGAGUUGGAAAAUGGUAUUACGUCGAAGUCAAGCACGGUGUAACGAAAAUAAUUCCUAAUAAAGAGCGAUCAUUGCCAGCAGAUCCCGUUGUCCUGGCAUUCGACAUAGAGACAACGAAACUUCCGUUGAAAUUCCCCGAUGCAGCGGUGGACCAAAUUAUGAUGAUUUCUUACAUGAUUGACGGUCAAGGAUUUUUAAUCACGAAUCGAGAAAUUAUUUCGGAGGAUAUUGGCGACUUCGACUACACCCCAAAGCCUGAAUAUCCUGGACCCUUCAUGAUAUUCAAUGAGCCGGACGAAAAGGCUUUGAUCGAACGCUUUUUCUUGCAUAUAAAAGAAGCCAGACCUACAGUCAUUGCCACUUAUAACGGCGAUUUUUUCGAUUGGCCUUUUGUGGAGGCUAGAGCGAGCGUGAAUGGCAUUGACAUGUACCAAGAAAUCGGCUGGAAGAAGGACAACGAGGAUCAAUUCAAAUGCGCCUAUGGUGUCCACAUGGACUGUUUCCAUUGGGUUAAUCGUGAUUCUUACUUACCACAAGGUUCACGUGGCCUCAAAGCUGUCACAGUGGCCAAACUGGGAUACGACCCUGAUGAACUUGAACCGGAAUUGAUGACGCCGUACGCCAGCGAACGACCCCAGACUCUAGCCGAAUACUCGGUGUCCGACGCCGUUGCUACCUAUUACCUUUACAUGAAGUAUGUCCACCCAUUCAUCUUCUCGCUUUGUACAAUUCUCCCCAUCGGUGGGGACGAUACCUUGAGGAAAGGCACUGGUACCCUGUGCGAGAUGUUGCUCAUGGUCCAAGCCUACCAGAAGGAAAUCAUUUUACCAAACAAACAUCAGUCACCCAAGGAGGCAUUUUGGGAAGGUCAUCUCUUGCACUCGGAGACAUACGUGGGGGGUCAUGUCGAAAGUAUAGAGGCUGGCGUUUUUCGGUCCGAUAUACCUGUCGAUUUCGCUGUUGAUCCUGGAGCAGUUGAUGAGCUUCUGCGUGACCUCGAUGCUGCUUUACAGUUUGUCAUUACUGUCGAGGAGAAGAAGUCGCUGGAUGACGUAGAAAACUACGAUGAGGUCAAGCAGCAAAUUGCUGCCCGACUGAGAAAGCUGAAAGAAACACCAAAUCGACAUGAACGUCCCCUUAUCUAUCACUUGGACGUCGCAUCCAUGUACCCCAACAUCAUGACCACAAACAGACUCCAACCUGAUUCCAUGAUUUCAGAAUCCGACUGCGCAGCAUGUGAUUUCAACCGACCUGGAAAGACUUGUGACAGAAGGAUGCCCUGGGCUUGGAGAGGAGACUACCUCCCUGCAAAAAGAGACGAGUACAACAUGAUUCGGCACGCCUUGGAAAAUGAGAAGUUUCCGGGCAAGGCACCUCACGCUCCGCCGCGCACAUUUGCUGAUCUGAGCGCCGACGAACAAGCUGGGUUGGUCCGAAAACGUCUGCAGCUUUACUCGCAAAAAGUGUACCACAAGAUUCACGAUUCCACCGCCAUCGUACGGGAGGCCAUCAUCUGCCAAAGAGAGAAUCCUUUUUACAUUGAUACUGUGCGAGACUUCCGUGACCGAAGAUACGACUACAAGGGAAUGGCAAAAGUGUGGAAAGGCAAGGCGGAUUCGCUCAGGUCAUCUGGUGCAGCCUCUAGCGACGUGGACGCCGCCAAAAAAAUGAUUAUCUUGUAUGAUUCGCUGCAACUUGCUCACAAGGUCAUUCUGAAUUCCUUUUACGGUUAUGUCAUGAGCAAGGGGUCACGGUGGUACUCUAUGGAAAUGGCUGGUGUUACUUGCUUGACCGGGGCUACCAUCAUUCAACUGGCGCGCCAGCUUGUCGAGAGACUAGGUCGGCCUUUGGAACUAGAUACGGACGGCAUCUGGUGUAUGUUGCCGGCAACAUUUCCCGAAAACUUUUCCUUCAAGUUGAAGAAUGGCAAAAAAAUGUCCAUCUCUUACCCCUGCGUCAUGUUGAACCACUUGGUUCAUGACAAGUUUACGAACCAUCAGUACCAGACCCUCGUCGAUCCAAAGACAUUUAAAUACGAAACCCACAGCGACAACUCCAUCUUCUUCGAGGUUGACGGCCCUUACAAAGCAAUGGUCCUGCCGACAUCGAAAGAAGAGGACAAGAACCUGAAGAAAAGAUACGCAGUGUUCAACGACGACGGUAGCCUCGCAGAGUUGAAAGGGUUUGAGGUGAAACGACGCGGAGAGCUCAAGCUCAUCAAGAUCUUUCAGCAGCAAAUUUUCAAGUUUUUUCUGGAAGGAGAGGACUUGACCCAAUGCUACACCGCUGUUGCCAAGGUAGCCAAUCGCUGGCUUGAUGUGCUGCACAAUAAAGGAUCGACCCUGGCUGAUGAAGAACUCAUGGAGUUGAUUUCGGAAAACAGGAGCAUGUCCAAGACUUUGGCGGAGUACGGUAGUCAAAAAUCAACCAGCAUCACUACUGCCAAGCGUCUGGCCGACUUUCUGGGUGAACAGAUGGUCAAGGACAAAGGGUUGAACUGCAAAUUCAUUAUCUGCGCGAGGCCCAAAAAUGCACCAGUCACUGAGCGUGCCGUUCCCGUCGCCAUCUUUUCCGCCGAGGAGUCGGUCAAGCGGACGUACCUGAAGAAAUGGCUGAAGGAGGAACCUGCUGAUACCGAUCCGCGAGCACUGCUUGACUGGGAUUACUAUCUGGAGCGCCUGGGAUCCGUGAUUCAAAAAUUGAUCACGAUCCCAGCGGCUCUGCAGAAAGUCCGCAAUCCGGUGCCUCGAGUGCCUCACCCUGACUGGCUCCAAAGGCGUAUCAACAUCAAAGAUGACAAGAUGAAGCAGAAGAAACUGACGGAUCUGUUCACCAAGGAGCCGCUGGGAGACAUUACCAACCUCAACGGGUCCCGAGUGGAUGAUCUGGAGGAUUUUGGCAGCAAGCUUCUCAAGCCAAGACAGAUAAACGAAGUCAUAUCUUCGUCACAACCGCUGCCCGCAGUACACAAACGCAAGUCGCCCGAUUCAGUCGAGAACCCCGAUCCCAUGGCGAUGCUGCCCAAGGUUAUGCCCAGCGCUUCGGAGGACUAUCCUUCUUUCUUGAGAUAUCAGAAGAAGAAAUGGGCUCUGCAGAAGCAGGCUCGUGUUCGUAGAAGACAGCUUUUCGGGGACAGGAAAGGCCUCACGGGAGGCAAUCUGCGACAGACUUUUAUGAAACAGGCACACAUAACGUUCAUGAACACGUGGCAGCUGCUUCAUCUCCAGCCCACGGAUACCCCGGGUGUUGUAACGGCUCAUGUUCUGAUCGAUGCGAAGAUCCAUACUCUCAAAGUCAAUGUCCCCCGUCAACUCUUCUUUAAUCUCAAGAGCACUGAGCUGCCUGAUGUCGACAUUCCCGGCUGCGAAGUGGAACAGGUCAAUCAUACGCUUCCGAACGGCCAUGCCUCAAGUCAUCUUUUCAAACUCACAGUGCCGGAGGACGUUUAUUUCAAUGAAGCCGCCAAGUUUUCCGCGCUGUUCAACCACCCCGGCGUGGAAGGUGUGUACGAGAAGCAAGUGCCUCUGCAUAUCAGGGCUGUCCUCUGCUUGGGCAAUCAGUGCACAAUUGACGACCAGCAACAUGCCGUGCUGGGCAAAGGCUUAGAGCAGGGCUUCGACCUGUCUGGUUUGAAGCGGCCUGCCAAGGCUGUGACUUACCUGGAAUCUUCACCACUGGCGUACAUCUACAUCUCUCACAUUACAGCCGGGGAGCGUCAAAUCUUUGGCAUAUUCUCCACGACGUCUAGCCAAGGCCACAUUGUCAUGCUGCAGAAGAAUAAGGACUCUGGCCAGGAUCUGCCCAACGUGACGAGAAUGUACUCGGAGAUGCUGGUCAAAAGAGCACAAGAAGCAGCCGGCACUAACUGGCAGGACUGCUUCAGCUACCAAGAGAAAGUCACAUUCAAGAUUACCCAAGUCUCGACCCGCCGAAAGGUGCACUUGGAGAUUGGCGACGUGGUUAAGAAGAUGCGCAAGGAUGAAUCGCGGCCUCAAGUACUGGUGUUACAAUCCUCGCAGCGUAACCUGCUGGUUCACCACGUCCCCGUCUUGGGAGAAUUCCCUGUUUUGCCGCUCAAGUACGAUACGACAGACAGCUUACUCCCACCCCUGGGCUGGCAAGGGGUAGUAGCACGCCGCCUGAUCGGACAUUACCUGGGACUGGGCUCAUGGAUCUUGCACCUCACGACUUUGGCUCGCUAUGGAGACGUUCCGUUGUGUAAUCUGGAGCGGGAGGAUCCUCGAUUCCUGAUUGAUGUCGCGUACGCCCGUCGACUGCAAGCAAACGGAGUAGUUCUCUGGUGGUCGGCUGGUCCCCGGCCAGACCACGCUGGAUACGAGAAAGAUGAUGUUCUGGGUCCUCUCGAAACAGUCAAGAUGGCCAACGUCAACAAUCCGGGUACGUUCGCUUCGGUGUGUAUCGACCUAGAAAUACGGAAUCUGGCCAUCAACACCAUCCUCACGUCGUCACUCAUCAACGAACUGGAAGGUGCAGACUCGAUUUCUCUCAACCCGUCUGCGGAAGGGUCUGGAGUGCUGGCUUCGGACAACGCAUUUGCCAACGCGGGCGUGCUUGUCCUGCGUGAGAUGGUCAAGUCCUGGUGGGCUGAGGCCUGCAAGGGCAGUACCAUGGCGGAUGUGCUGGUGCAGCAUCUUGUCCGAUGGGUGGAGAAUCCCGAUUCCUUUAUGUAUGAUCGAGCGCUGCACUACUACGUGCAGAUGAUGUCCCGCAAGGCGUUCCAGCAGCUCAUGGCGGACUUCAGGAGAGUCGGGUCUCAGGUAGUGUUUGCAAACGCGAACCGGCUGAUCCUCCAGACAACAAAGGCCGAAGUAGGCAAUGCUUUUGCCUACAGCCAAUACAUCAUCAAGUCGAUCAAGAGCAAGCCUCUCUUCCACUUUAUCGACCUCGACAUCAAGGAGUACUGGGAUUAUCUGGUGUGGUACGAUGAGUUCAACUACGGAGGCAAGGCAUGCCAAGAAGUUGUGGAGGCGGACGAGCAAAACCUGGAGACAAUCAUGCACUGGCAAAUGACGACAUUUCUGCCCGCGCGGCUACAGGCGACCUUCCAGGAGUGGGUCAUUGCUUUUAUACAGCUCAUGCACAGUCUCAAGCGACAGGCGAACGACGAUGGCGACGCCUCGACUCCUCGCCUGACCCAGUUACCCAACCGCGACACGGAGAAUGGACAAGGCCAAGUCGUUUUGGCCAAGUCGUUUGCAAAGCCGCUGAAGAGGGCGAUUGCCAGCCUCAUCAGUCAGCAAAAGAGAGAGCUUCUGCAUCCGGAGCUGGCGCAGGAUUACAGCUUCCCAGACUUGCCUGGCUCGCACUUGCCGGCGAGCAACCCUGUCUUGGAGCUGGUCAAGUCGCUCAUGCAAGUUCUCUCCCUCGACAAGAACAUCACGCUGGAAGCGCGUCUCCUGCGCAAGGAGCUGCUGGCGCUGUUCGAGGUGCGCGAGUUCUCCAAGGAAGGGGCCUUUGCAAACCCGUCGGAGAGCCUGAGGCUGGUGCAGGUCUCGUGCGACAGCUGCACCAUGGCCCGCGACCUGGACCUAUGCAGGGACGAGGACUUGUGGAGCGACGGCGGCCGCAGGUGGCGGUGCGGCUUCUGCAACACCGAGUACGACCGGGUGGCCGUUGAGGAGAGGCUGUUGGGCAUGGUCGAGGCCUGGGCGGUGGAAUGGGCAACGCAGGAUCUGCAGUGCGCCCGCUGCCAGGCCCUACGAGUCAACGACCUGAUGGAGUAUUGCACCUGCAGUGGAGAGUGGAAGGAGAAGGUGUCAAGGGAUGACACGGUCAGGAAGCUGACAGUCAUGAGGAGGGUGGCAAAGUAUUACGGGCUGAAGAUGCUUGGCGAUGUGGUGGCAGGCUUGUUUUCAGAUGUUUGA
This is a messenger RNA of Ustilaginoidea virens, 6642 nucleotides long. RefSeq lists its product as uncharacterized. Bases 1 to 6642 code for a protein of 2213 amino acids. Gene Ontology annotation, cellular component: epsilon DNA polymerase complex; nucleus. Gene Ontology annotation, molecular function: single-stranded DNA 3'-5' DNA exonuclease activity; zinc ion binding; DNA binding. The record is from RefSeq and is a predicted model, not a curated record. The transcript is spliced from 3 exons. NCBI's taxonomy places the organism in Eukaryota, Fungi, Ascomycota, Sordariomycetes, Hypocreales, Clavicipitaceae. Gene Ontology annotation, biological process: leading strand elongation; nucleotide-excision repair, DNA gap filling; base-excision repair, gap-filling.